Tupaia belangeri chinensis (Chinese tree shrew) is the source of this 3581-nucleotide messenger RNA. RefSeq names its product KIAA1958 ortholog. NCBI's taxonomy places the organism in Eukaryota, Metazoa, Chordata, Mammalia, Scandentia, Tupaiidae. The transcript has 4 exons. The record is from RefSeq and is a predicted model, not a curated record. Bases 26 to 2260 code for a protein of 744 amino acids.
GGAAAGACACUGCUGAUCCUGUAACAUGGAGGAUUGUCUUCAUACCUCAUCUGAGAAUCUGUCCAAAUUGGUCAGCUGGGCCCACAGCCAUGGGACCAUUUGCAGCCUCAUUCCAAACCUGAAACACUUGCUUUCUGAAGGUUCCCAUGGGAACCUGACUGCAAUGUGGGGCUGCAGUGCUGGCCAUGCUUACCACUGGCCACUAACAGCUACUUGCAGAGCUGGGUCCCAAGAGAGGGUCUGCUUCCAGGAUAACAGAAGUUUUAACUCCGAUAGUCCCAGUAUAAUUGGGGUGCCUUCUGAGACACAGACUAGCCCUGUCGAAAGGUACCCAGGGAGACCUGUGAAGGCAAAGCUAGACUGUAACCGGACCAGAGACUCUUGUGACUUCUCUUAUUGCAGUGAGCCUUCUGAACUGGACGAGGCUGUUGAGGAAUAUGAAGAUGAAAACACUCUUUUCGACAUGGUUUGUGAGUCUUCGGUUACAGAUGAGGAUAGUGACUUUGAACCCCAAACCCAAAGGCCUCAAAGUAUCACUCGCAAAAGGCCUGGCAUAGUCCCGUCUUCCCUCCACUCAGGCUCCCAGGCGCAGAUGGUUGAUGAAUGCAGCAAUGAUGUCAUUAUCAAGAAAAUCAAACAGGAGAUUCCCGAAGAUUACUACAUUGUGGCAAAUGCAGAGCUUACUGGAGGGGUAGAUGGACCAGCCCUGUCAUUGACACAAAUGGCAAAACCCAAGUCUCAGGCUCAUGCUGGCCCCUCCUGUGUUGGGUCUGCUAAGCUGAUUCCUCAUGUAACAUCUGCCAUCAGCACAGAACUGGACCCACAUGGUCUUUCUGCAUCCCCCUCUGUCAUCUCCAGACCAAUUGUCCAGAAGACUGCCAGGGUAUCUCUGGCUUCACCAAACAGAGGACCUCCUGGUGCCCAUGGCACCAACCAGCAGAUGGCUAUGCAGAUGCCUGUGAGCACAUCCCAUCCUAACAAACAGAUCAGUAUCCCUUUGUCUGCCCUGCAGCUGCCUGGACAAGAUGAUCAAGUGGCUUCUGAAGAAUUCCUGUCCCAUCUGCCCAGCCAAGUCUCCUCCUGUGAGGUAGCUCUUUCUCCUUCAGUUAACACCGAACCAGAAGUGAGCUCUAGUCAGCAGCAACCCGCUGUCGCUCCAACCAUUACCACCGAAGCCACAGCACAGUGCAUACCAGACCAGGAUGAAAGAGCGGCGGAGCUCAGCAGGGAGCAGAACGAGAAAACCAUCCGGAGCACGCAGACCGCGCUCCGCAAUUUCCCUUAUUCUACUAAGCUCAACAAAUUUCCUGUAUUUAAUAUUAAUGAUGACUUGAAUGAUCUGUGUACCAGUGCAGUAAGCCCAAACACUACCAAAGCCACGCGGUACGCUCUGAACGUGUGGCGAUAUUGGUGCCUGACCAACGGGCUCAAAGAUCACACGGACAUCACCAAGAUCCCUGCAGUAAAGUUGAACGAGCUGCUUGAGAACUUUUAUGUCACCGUUAAGAAGAGUGACGGCUCAGACUUCCUGGCCACCUCGCUCCAUGCCAUCCGCCGAGGCCUGGACCGCAUCCUGAAGAAUGCAGGUGUGGGUUUCUCCAUCACCAGCAGCACCUUCAGCUCUUCCACCAAGAAACUCAAGGAGAAGCUGUGGGUGCUGAGUAAGGCAGGGAUGUCGGGCGCCCGCUCUCGCAACAUCGUCUACUUCUCCCUUUCUGAUGAGGAGGAGAUGUGGCAGGCGGGGUGUCUGGGUGAUGACAGCCCUAUCACUCUCCUGUCCACCGUGGUCAAGUACAACAGCCAGUACCUGAACAUGCGGACACUGCAGGAGCAUGCGGAUCUGAUGUAUGGUGACAUCGAGCUGCUCAAAGACCCGCAGAACCAGCCCUACUUUGCACGGACAGACAGCGUCAAGCGGGAGAGUCGGAGCGGAUCGACCAGAGUGUGCCACGGGAAGAUCUACCAUGAGCACUCCAGGGGCCACAAACAGUGCCCGUACUGCCUCCUCUACAAGUACAUGUACAUCCACCGGCCACCCACCCAGAUGGAGGCCAAGUCCCCCUUCUACCUGACUGCCCGGAAGGAGGCCACAGACGUGGGCAGCGUGUGGUACGAGGAGCAGCGGAUGGGGCUGCGCUCCCUUCGGGGAAUUGUCCCAAACUUAGCCAAGAAGGUCAAACUGGAAAACUGUGAGAACUUCACCUUCGUCUCGUUCACUCAGGUCUCCAGGAGGCUGGGCUCCCACAGCUGCUGCCAGUGAGCCCUCCGGGGCCAGGCCACUGCACUGCCCACCCUCGCAGGGCUCCUCCAGGCCAAGGGCCUCAGCUGAGCCAGGGCUGCCCCUGUGGCCAGGCUGGUGUUCGUGGUGCAGCCUGUUUGUCCUUUGACUUGGAGUUUGUUUUUUAAAUGAAAAUCAAUGAGCCUGAAUAAUUCAGAUGUUUUAUUCAGAUGUGUGUCACCUCUGUUAAAGUACAGAAUCUAACACAGUGUGUAAUUGCUACUUACAAGAGUGAGGAAAUUAAUUUUAUCUAGUGCCUUUUUAGCACAGGUUUUCUCAAAAAAAAAAAAAAAAGAAAAGAAAAGAAAAAAAGAAAGAAAAAAAAGGAAAGAAAAAAAAAGAAAAGAAAAAAAUGCAAACUGUUUAAGUAGUCAUUAAAAAAAGUCCCAGUAGCCUAGUAGCUUUAGAAUGUUUUAAAGGCUAUACAGUUUGUUGAAUUACACUCACGAUAAGGAACUAGACAGCAAGAGGCAGACAUGUUAACCGUUUCCAGGAGAAAAAUUGCACUUUUCACUCCUCCGUAGGUAGUUGGUGGAUAACUGGGUCUUGUAGUGCAAGUGGCCUCGCCUGAGGGAAGAUCCUGGAGUCACGUUAAGUCCUCUGCUGGGGCAGGGGCUGCUCUGGCUGCUCUCAGCAGUGGAAGGAAGAUGGUCUUUGCUGUCAGUGGAGACUAUUUUAGGAAGACAGAUGAAUGCACCAAAAGGGUGUUUGUGAGAACAAGGUUUCCAGUGACCUUGAUGGUUUGUACCAUGAGAGAAUUUCUAGUCAUGAAAGAACAUGGCUUGGAAAAGCCAUCUGUGAUCAAGACGGGGAAACCUCCUGAAGCAGAAGUGCCUACAUUUUAUUUCUCAGUACCCUUGAGAUCUCUUUUCAUUAGAACAUUGUUUGGAGUUGUUUGUUUGUUUUUUAUUCCUUGUGUCAUACGGUGGUUCUGUCAGCAUCUAGCACUGGAUCUGUAAAACAGCUCAAGGUCAUUUUCAGCUGCAGAAAACAAAAAUUCCAAAACAUGUUUAUUAAAGAGCUUCGAAAUAUUUUUGUCAAACUAUGACUUGGCAGCCACAAAAGAUGUCAUCAUUUUAGGUUGGCACCAAUGCUUAUAACGCGAUGAUUUAGGCAACCACCAGGUACGACGCGAGCCCAGCACCGAAGAUGUAGUUGUGCAACCAGAGCAUAAUGAUAGGUUAGGAGUGCAGCUUGAAACCACUCCACUCAGCUAAAAUGCAGCCUGCCACCUGUUAUUUAUACAUCAGGAAAAUUUUUCUUUUCUUUUUUUUUUUUUUUGAGAGGUUUUUGCUAUAGGGCG